This is a messenger RNA of Cavia porcellus (domestic guinea pig), 1652 nucleotides long. RefSeq names its product 2-acylglycerol O-acyltransferase 2-like. NCBI's taxonomy places the organism in Eukaryota, Metazoa, Chordata, Mammalia, Rodentia, Caviidae. Gene Ontology annotation, cellular component: endoplasmic reticulum membrane. The transcript has 6 exons. Gene Ontology annotation, biological process: diacylglycerol biosynthetic process; triglyceride biosynthetic process. Bases 1 to 972 code for a protein of 323 amino acids. The record is from RefSeq and is a predicted model, not a curated record. Gene Ontology annotation, molecular function: 2-acylglycerol O-acyltransferase activity; diacylglycerol O-acyltransferase activity.
AUGUACCAGUGUGGCCUCAGCUUCAUCUGCAUCGGGGUCUUUGUAGGCCUCCUGUUCACUAAGUUCUGGCUCUUGACUGUGCUAUACGCCUUCUGGUGGUUCCUGGACCGAGACAAGCCGCGGCAGGGGGGCAGGCCCAAAGAGUUCUUCAGGCGCUGGGUCAUAUGGAAGUACAUGAAGGACUAUUUCCCGGUCUCGACUGGCACACAGGCCCUGGUUUGGUUGCUGUCCCUGCAGCUGAUCAAGACUGCUGAGCUGGACCCCUCCGGGAACUACAUUGCCGGCUUCCACCCCCAUGGAGUCUUGGCGGUUGGAGCCUUCCUCAAUCUGUGCACUGAGAGCACAGGCUUCUCCUUGCUCUUCCCUGGCAUCCAACCCCAUCUGAUGAUGCUGAAUUUGUGGUUCCGUAUCCCCUUCCUCCGAGAUUGCAUCUUGAUCUCUGGAUUGGUCACCGCAGACAAGGAGAGUGCCGCUCACAUUCUGAACAAGAAGGGCAAUGGGAACCUGGCGGCCAUCGUCAUUGGGGGAACUAAAGAGAUACUGGAUGCCAGGCCUGGAUCUUACAGGCUGGUACUGCGGAAACGCAAGGGCUUCAUCAGACUUGCCUUGACCCACGGGGCAUCCCUGGUGCCAAUCUUCUCCUUCGGGGAAAAUGACCUAUUUCACCAGGUUCAGAACUUUUCUGGCUCCUGGUUGCGCCGUGUCCAGAAUCAGCUGCAGGAGAUCAUCGGCCUCUCCUUCCCACUUUUGUAUGGCCGUGGUAUCUUCCAGUCGAGCUUUGGUUUGAUGCCCUACCGUCAUCCUGUCACUACCAUAGUGGGGAAGCCCAUCAAGGUGCAGAAGACCCUGCAGCCUACAGAAGAGGAGGUGAACCGGUUACACCAGCACUACAUGGAGGAGCUGUGCAGCCUCUUUGAGGCCCACAAACUCAAGUUCAACAUUCCUGCUGAUCAACACUUGGAGUUCUGCUGAGUGCUUCCAGCCAGAGGAAGGAUUACCACAAGGUCAGGGCCAGCUGUUCAGUGCCCAGGAGGUGGAGCACAGACUUCUGCCAAUCCAACCACAUCUGUAGGCAUGAAGGAGAAGACCAGACUUUGCCAGCUCUGGUUUGCAGCCUUGCACCAAAGGGGACUGCAAGUUUCCCCCAGUGCAGUGUGAAAGGAUUGAGAAGGGAUGAUUUGUGAGACCUCCAUCCUCUGUUGUCAUGUCACUCCAAGAGUAUAAAAAGUAUAAAAGCAGAAGAAGAGAGCAAUGACGUUUUUCUUCUUCUACCUCUAAAUGAUAACACAAAGGAAACCACCAGCCAGUCCUUUCCCUUUCAUGGCCCCUUAUCAGCACCCUGAAUGGCCCUUCCUUCCCAGAGUGGAAAGUGAGGGAGAAACCAGUAAGUCCUGCACUCAUCCUGAACACCUUUGUGUUUCUGGGUCCUCUGAGCUCUGAAGGGGAUGUGACUUUAGUCAGUCUUCAUUCUCCUCACCUCAGUUUACCCAACUGACCUAGGUGAACUCAGAGUCUCACUUCUGACAUCACACAAGCCAAGGGCUCCAUGAGGGCACCUCUUACUCAUCUUUUGUGACUCCAACUCCAGAUCUGGGCCAGAUCUGGGCACAACUGGAAGGCUCUAUAAAUUAUAGCUCAAUGAAUGAAAGGAU